This is a messenger RNA of Mauremys reevesii (Reeves's turtle), 1370 nucleotides long. RefSeq names its product isocitrate dehydrogenase (NAD(+)) 3 non-catalytic subunit gamma (gene IDH3G). Bases 173 to 1192 code for a protein of 339 amino acids. NCBI's taxonomy places the organism in Eukaryota, Metazoa, Chordata, Testudines, Geoemydidae. Gene Ontology annotation, biological process: tricarboxylic acid cycle; isocitrate metabolic process. The transcript is spliced from 13 exons. Gene Ontology annotation, cellular component: mitochondrion. The record is from RefSeq and is a predicted model, not a curated record.
GCCGCCGGGAUGUAUAUGGCGCUGACGACUCGCGGAAAAUAGGCGCGGCAUUGCCUCAGUGCGCACGCGCACACGCCAGUUUUCCCCAGAGAGACGUCGCGAGAAUUCCAGGUCGGAUCUCUCGCGGGAUUUCGCUGACUAGUUCUCGCGGUAGCAGGUGCGCGGCUCUGCCAUGGCUGCGGCUCUGAUGGCGACGAGGCAGCUGUGGAGAGCGGCCCUACUGGCGCCCCGCCUGGUGCCGGGAGCCGAGCGCCGGACCCUGACGUCCCACACCCCCAUCCCUCCUCCCGCGAAGUACGGGGGGCGUCACACCGUGACCAUGAUCCCGGGCGAUGGCAUCGGGCCGGAGCUGAUGCUGCACGUGAAGGAGGUGUUCAGGCAGGCCUGCGUCCCGGUGGAUUUUGAGGAGGUGCGGGUGAGCUCGGAGGCGGCGGAGGAUGAUAUUCAGAACGCGAUCAUGGCCAUCCGGCGAAACCGCGUCGCCCUGAAGGGAAACAUUGAGACCAACCACAACCUGCCCCCGUCCCACAAAUCCCGGAAUAACAUCCUGCGCACCAGCCGGGAUCUCUACGCCAACGUGAUUCACUGCCAGAGCCUCCCGCGGGUGCUGACGCGGCACCGGGACAUCGACAUCCUCAUCGUCCGCGAGAACACGGAGGGCGAGUACAGCAGCCUGGAGCACGAGGAAGCUGGGCGACGGGCUCUUCCUGCAGUGCUGCCGGGAGGUGGCGGGCGGCUACCCGGAGCUCACCUUCGAGAGCAUGAUCGUGGACAACACCACCAUGCAGCUGGUGUCCCGCCCCCAGCAGUUCGACGUCAUGGUGAUGCCCAAUCUCUACGGGAACAUCGUGAACAACGUGUGCGCGGGGCUGGUCGGGGGCCCGGGGCUGGUGCCCGGCGCCAACUACGGGAGGGACUUCGCCGUCUUCGAGACCGCCACGCGGACCACGGGAAGAGCAUCGCCCAGAAGAACGUCGCCAACCCCACAGCCACCCUGCUGGCCGCCUGCAUGAUGCUGGACCACCUCCGGCUGCACAGCUUCGCCACCACCAUCCGCCAGGCAGUGCUGGCCUCCCUGGACGACGAGGCGACCCACACGCCGGACAUCGGGGGCCAGGGCACCACGUCGGGGGCCGUCCAGUCCAUCCUGCGUCACGUCCGCUCGGCCAGCGGCUGGAGCCAGUGCAGCUAGGGCCGGGGGGAGGACCCCACUCUCAGGCCAAGGGGCCGCGCAGGCCCGUGCCCCCGAGCUGGGCGAUCCAUGGGGCGGGCCCAUAGCCCCCCGCCCCCACGUCCAUGUCACUGCUGCUGUGUGCGGCGCCGUGGGGCCAGCGCCCCCCACGGGGAAUAAAUGUCUGUCUGUCUGUCUG